UGGCGAGGUUCUGUUUUUCCUCCGUGGGGGAGGUCGGAAAAUCGAAAUCGCGCAAAGUACGAGAUCCGCGGUUGCGUGUGUGGAAAUUUCGCGUUGCUGGCCCCCCAGAUGGGGCUGAUACACGGCUCGUUAUUUUUAAUCCCGGCAUCCUUCAUGCCGAUGCUGCACUUUUCCUCCGAACGUGGCCACCCAGCCUCGGUGGACAUUUGACAACUCCAACUCUCGUCUCCAUCGUUACGGGGCCCUCGGUGAGCGGGCGAUUCCGCCGUGAAGGCCGCAGAUCCUCAGCGCAAUCGUGUAAUCGUUUAUCAGCGCGAUCCCGUGGGUUUGCGGUGAAGUGGUGCUUGUGGUGGAACCAGCGGAAAAGCAGUAUCUAGAGCCUCCAAUGUUCGCGGUGUUGCUGCUCGGUUCUUCGUGUUUCAUUUGUGUACGGCUGCGGAGAGUGUCUUGUUUUGAUUUCUUUUUCCGUGUCAUCUCGCGACCGCUCGUCUCCAUUCCAAAGGUCACCCUAAGUUGAUGUAGUGCCCCGCCGCGCCGUGCACGAUCAGCUGCUUUCACGAAGCCGCUGCACGUGCCAACCGUAUUUGAAAACGGUGCAUGCUGUUUGUCGAGAGAAAGUUGCUGCUCAUCACCGGCAUCUUACAUAACGGUCUCUACCGAAAACAGCACUGGAUUGCAUAAUAUUAUUUAUGUUCUUCUCGCAACAAACGUAACGAUAUCAAUUUGUGACCAUGGCUUCAUCAUUCGGCGUUUGGGAUUAUGUCGUCUUUAUUGCCAUGCUGAUCGUAUCGGCCGGAAUUGGUGUGUACUACCGGUUUUCCGGCGGUAAGCAAAAAACAACGACGGAGUACCUAUUGGCCGAUCGCAACAUGUCUAUCUGGCCGGUAUCGUUCAGCUUGAUGGCCAGCUUUAUGUCGGCCGUGACGCUACUCGGUGUGUCGAACGAAAACUACCAAUUCGGUACCCAGUUCGUCUCCAUUAACCUCUCGUACGGGCUCGCAACCCCGAUUGCGGCCUACCUAUUCCUGCCAGUAUUCUUCCGGCUGCAAGCAUGCAGUGCCUACGAGUAUCUAGAGAUGCGAUUCGGCAAAAAAACACGGUUGGCCGCAUCGCUAGCCUAUACGCUGCAGAUGAUACUGUACAUGGGUAUAGCGGUGUACGCACCGGCCCUUGCUCUCCAGGCAGUGACUGGGCUCGACCAGGCCUACUCGAUACUGGCGAUCGGUGGUAUCUGUACCUUUUACUCGACCAUCGGUGGCAUGAAGGCAGUUCUGUUUACCGACGUCUUCCAGUCGGUGCUUAUGUUUGCCGCCAUUUACGCCGUCAUUAUCUGUGCCGCCGUUAAGGCCGGUGGUCUCGGACCGAUCUGGGAUGCGGCCUCCGAAGGUGGACGGUUGGAGAUCUGGAACUUUUCACCUGAUCCAACUACUCGGCAUACCUGGUGGAGCCUGACGAUUGGUGGCAUGUUUACCUACCUUUCACUGUACGCCGUUAACCAGACGCAGGUGCAGCGGUUAAAAACGGUGAAAGAUCUCAAAUCGGCCCAGAAAGCUCUGUGGCUAAACUGGCCCAUCCUUUCGCUGCUUAGCCUCAGCACGUCCUUCAGUGGCCUAGCGAUCUACUACUUCUAUCGUACCUGUGAUCCCCUGAGCCAGGGACGCAUUAAGGUGCGCGAUCAAACGAUGCCUCUGUUCGUGGUCGACGCGAUGGGCGAUCUACCGGGGCUACCGGGUCUCUUCGUAUCCGGCAUCUUCUCCGCCAGUCUUUCCACGGUUUCGGCAGCCCUCAAUUCGCUGGCCGCUGUCACACUCGAGGACUAUCUGAAGCCGCUGUAUAUGAAGAUUAAAAAGGAACCCUUACCAGAUCUGCAGUCCAGCUUCCCCAGCAAAGUGAUGGCUUUUAUAUACGGGUUGAUCUGUAUAGCGGUGGCCUUUCUGGCGCAGAACAUGGGUGGAGUACUGCAGGCAUCGCUUACGAUUUUCGGCGUCGUCGGUGGUCCACUGUUUGCGCUCUUCAGCAUGGGCAUGUUUACGACUCGUGCCAAUCAGAGGGGUGUAAUCACCGGAUUGCUGGUCGGUUUGAGUUUCUCGCUGUGGAUUGGUUUCGGGCAGCCACGGCCGCCACUAAAGACGCUCGAUUUCUCCACCGAGGAUUGUUCGGAUUUUGGCGGGUUCAAUGAAACCGCGCGCGUCCUUCUACCGAUCGCGAUGGCACAGCGAGCGGCGGCGGCGAACGAUGAACCAAGUGAUGACUCCGGAUACUUCUAUCUGUAUCGCUUAUCGUACAUGUGGUUCAGUGUGCUUGGCUACAUUGUAACGUUCAUCGUUGGAUAUGGCACGAGCUUGGUGCUACGGUGGCGCGGUGCCCAGGGUACCGAGCGGAUCUAUCUCGAUGAGAACCAGAUCGCCUACAACACCGAGCUCUUCUCGCCACCGAUUGCUCGCCGCAUGAAGCAACGUUUGGCCGCCUUCAUCGAAAAUGGUGGCGAUGUCGACGCUUCACGAGAAAACGGCACCGUUGGCGUAACGAUUUCUUCAGCAACGCAAAAACAGAACACGAACGCACUGUAACCCUUCUAGGCUGCAACCAUCUAUUAGCCUGAUUGCCAUUCCUUAUCCCACCUACAAACUAUCAUUUACAUCAACACUACUCCAGGGAUAACGGCUGUGUAUCUCAAAGAGAACUAUAGAAGGCGUCUAUGGUAUGGUGCAUAUGCCAGCAUUCAACCAGUCAGCCAGCCAGCCGGCAGAACGCACGCAGUAACCAUCGUCGUCUUCUUUCAAUGAAGCGCAAAGUGAGUGUAGGAACGGAGAAAGUGUGAAAUCAAAGUCUUCCAGUAGAAAGUGCAAAAUUUGGAAACCAAAUAAUGUAGGAAAUCUGUGUCGUUAGGAGUGGAGCACACAUGGCCCACGGUGUGCCCAUGGGCUGCCGUACACAGAAUGCGUACUUCAGCAACGAGUUCUCCGUGUCCUUGUUCGCAGCCUGCUUGUGUAUCGUCGCGAUAGGUAAAUGAUGUGUUUCUUAAAGCAUGCAUGCCAGUGCUAGUAGUGCAGCGUGCGGUUGAUAUGCGGUGGUAACACUGCGGCUGCUGAGCAGCAAGCGGUGUUGCUUCCUUCUAGAGUCUAUACGAGCACUACACAUCAGGGCAGCAGAUUAUCUUUAGCCUAAUUUAGCGGUUAAAUAAAUUGGAACCGAAUGUGAGAAAUCGCCUGAGUUCAUUUCAAAUACUAUCACCAUUACGUAGAACAAUGCGGGCUUAUACAAUCCGCAC
Anopheles darlingi is the source of this 3271-nucleotide messenger RNA. Its product is annotated as putative sodium-dependent multivitamin transporter. Gene Ontology annotation, biological process: sodium ion transport; transmembrane transport. The record is from RefSeq and is a predicted model, not a curated record. Gene Ontology annotation, molecular function: symporter activity. The coding region runs from base 732 to 2570 and encodes 612 amino acids. NCBI's taxonomy places the organism in Eukaryota, Metazoa, Arthropoda, Insecta, Diptera, Culicidae. Gene Ontology annotation, cellular component: membrane. The transcript is spliced from 7 exons.